AUGGAAAUACCUUUUGCAGAUGAAUCACAACCAGUUCUUACUAAAACCAUCGCUCCUCCAGCACAGGAGAAAAUCGCCGGCUGCUGUGCCAAAUUCACCCUUUCUGCAACUGGCAUUGACAGCCCCAUUCCCUCAAUCUCCGAAUUCCACUACGAUCCCUCGAAACCAGACGCAAAGAAUUUCAACGGCCAAAACGGAUACAAGGUUUAUCCGUACGCAACAGGCAGUGAAGAGUAUUUUGUCUUCGGAGAAGGAACAUCUGUUUCAAACGCUGCCUGUUUCUCAAAAAGAUUAAAAAAGACAGAAUGUUUGGAUGAUGAAAGUUUGACUUGGCAGUGCAAAUCAGGUGGACAGUGGAUGGAUGUAGUAACAGUGAGAUUUUCAUGCAAAAUGGAGACAACAACGACUCCUAAGCCGGUUAUAACAACAAUUAAAACAACUUCAACUACAACAACUACAACUCGUAAAACGACAACAAAACCAGCAACACCAAAAACGACGAAGAAAAUCGCCAUCUCGUACACGACACCAAAGAUUUGGUCAAAGUUUACUUCCUAA
This is a messenger RNA of Oikopleura dioica, 558 nucleotides long. Lineage: Eukaryota; Metazoa; Chordata; Appendicularia; Copelata; Oikopleuridae. The record is from the annotation of a GenBank genome assembly.